AUGAAGGGCUCUAAUAAUUCUUCGGCUGUAUAUACAACAUUAAGGCCGUUACCACCGCCACCCUUCUCUGCUAUCACAAGGCCGACUGUGCGAACAAACCGAUAUCCCAGAGAUGAUAGUUCUGAAGAUGAAACUGGCCCACAAAGUCAGUCUGAAACUGCUAUGGAGAACAUCAUCAGUCAGCCACAACCAUUGUCAUACACAUACGAUACUUUCAUGUGCGACAUGGGGUCUACGGAACGACAGCAUCCCAUCGACAUGCCCGACCACAACAAGUAUGUUAAGUCAAUACUUGCUGAGAGCAGAAGAGAUCAGGACCUCCUUCAAUCACCGCCAUAUCCGAUACACGGUCAAUGCAUUGAAGGACGGUCAGCAGGUGCUAUGCAUAACAAUGGGAGCAACAUACGUCGGCCGACAACAGAAGACUAUCUCCGAUCAGACCACCCACUACCCGCGCCACCACCCGAGUAUGAUUCUGAUCAAGACCUUCCUGUCAUCGAGCCGGAUUCCUGUUUCCCUGAAAACUUUCACAACGAACACGAACCGCAGCAAGUCGAUACCCAGUUUCAAGAAUCAUAUCUGACUGUUCCGGAACGACACUCCGCAGCUGCUAAUGCUCUGACCUACCCUAAAUCUGCAAUUAAGCCAAAUUACAAACAUUCACAACCUGACAUCAUCUCCAAUUCGCACGUGCCUGUUCUUGCAUACGAGCCAACUAUGCCUGAACACUACGGCACACCUGAACGUGUGCCAACCAUCAGUGUUGACAUGUACCAGCCAGCUCUCGGCGGCUUGCAGAUGGUCUCAGGUAUGCAACGUAGUGAUUCGAAGCGGAAUCGCGUCUGGCGCUGGAUGAAAGGUCACAACCCCUUUCGUCGGGGCCGAGAGUUUGAGCGCCAGCAGAAAGACCAAUGA
Messenger RNA from Alternaria burnsii, 915 nucleotides. RefSeq lists its product as uncharacterized. The record is from RefSeq and is a predicted model, not a curated record. Lineage: Eukaryota; Fungi; Ascomycota; Dothideomycetes; Pleosporales; Pleosporaceae. The transcript has a single exon. The coding region runs from base 1 to 915 and encodes 304 amino acids.